This is a messenger RNA of Penicillium nucicola, 1086 nucleotides long. RefSeq lists its product as uncharacterized. The transcript is spliced from 2 exons. Lineage: Eukaryota; Fungi; Ascomycota; Eurotiomycetes; Eurotiales; Aspergillaceae. Bases 1 to 1086 code for a protein of 361 amino acids. The record is from RefSeq and is a predicted model, not a curated record.
AUGGUGACCAAGGCAUCACCUUGGACGUCUAUCAGCAAGUGGAUCGCGAACAUAAGGCCGAGCACGGCACGGCCAUACCACGCGGCAGUGUGGCCCUCCUACGGCAUCACCACCCCCGUCGCUCAGCAGGUCCGAAAAUCGCCAUUUAGAUUCGAGACCGGAUAUGCUCUGUGUGCGAAACGACCCCCACGGCCAUUUCCCCCGCCGUUCCUGUCUCCACCGUCCACAUCCUUUUCCGAUCCCUUGACCACUCAACUGAGCCAGGAUAAGAGAUUAUCCGUCAAGGGCGAGCUAGUCCGGGGUCUAAACAACGGAGACGAUGCCAUCCUGGUCUCGGAAAACUUCCUAGGCGUCGACGAUGGCGUCGGCGCUUGGGCCACGAGACCCCAUGGCCAUGCUGCUCUCUGGUCGAGACUCCUGCUACACUUCUGGGCUCUCGAGGUCGAGGGUAACAUUGAUAAGAGCACCAGCUGUCUCGACCCGGUCGGAUACUUGCAAUCUGCAUACGAAGAGACGAUUCGCGCGACAACAUCUCCUACACAUUGGCAAGGAACGACCACCUCGGCAACCGCUAUUCUACACUGGACGAAUGAGAAGGAUGGCACACAGAAUCCACUGUUAUACGUGACGAAUCUCGGCGACUGCAAGAUCCUCGUGAUCCGGCCAAGCGAGGAGAAAGUCAUAUUUCGAACCGCGGAGCAAUGGCACUGGUUCGACUGUCCCAUGCAACUCGGAACGAACAGCGUCGACACACCGAGGAAAGAUGCGGUAUUAUCAAAGGUUGCGAUAGAGGAAGACGAUGUCGUUCUGGCCCUGUCUGACGGUGUGAUGGACAAUCUCUGGGAACACGAGGUAUUGAAAGUCAUCACCGACAGCAUCAACAAGUGGGACCUGGGACAUGCUGUGGCUGCGGAGGUGGCCCAGAAUCCUGGACUGUCCGAUGAACGGAAUGUAUACGUCGCCCGGGAGUUGCUCCAUGCUGCUCUGGCCAUUGCCCGGGAUCCUUUCGCGGAGAGCCCGUUUAUGGAGAAGGCCGUGGAUGAGGGACUUGCUAUUGAAGGAGGUAAGAUCUAUCCUUGGUCUUAG